This is a messenger RNA of Homarus americanus (American lobster), 2000 nucleotides long. RefSeq lists its product as uncharacterized. The record is from RefSeq and is a predicted model, not a curated record. The transcript is spliced from 4 exons. Bases 523 to 1602 code for a protein of 359 amino acids. Lineage: Eukaryota; Metazoa; Arthropoda; Malacostraca; Decapoda; Nephropidae.
UUCAUGGGGAGUGAACGUGCUCACUGUGAGAAAACCAUUUCUGUCAUUCCGAUCAUCCAUUGCAAAGUGCGAGAACUCUGUUUGUGAAAGAUCAUAAUCUAUAUUAGUGUAGAUACGACAGAUUAUAAAUAUGUUUGAUGUUGGGUGAUAUUUCGCUGAAGAAAUAAGUGAGUGGUGUGAAUGCCUGACCACAGCGGCAGGUUGUGGUGCUGGCGACAGUGUGGCGGGAGACGAGCACUUACCACACGUGGCCACAACAAGCAAUUUGAAACGCAUUGUUUACAUCAAGAAACUCUUACCAAAACAUACAUCAUCAUAUCAGCCAGUACAGUUUCCUUCACCGAUAAAACACUAAAGUAUUGGUUUAAUAGUAUAUUAAAAGAAUUAUAGCAUAAUAUGAAGGGAACGAGGCAAAGAAUUGGCAACUCAAUAAUAUAUACGCCCAGUUGCUAUUUCACGAUUUUCUGAGAAAAUUUAUGAAAAUUUCGUCCCCAUUCAUCGUCAAGACAAAACUGCUUUAUUAUGAACAGCAAUGGGUCAGGGGAGCGGGCGAGGCCGACAGUGGUGCUGGGGGAGGCGACGACGGUGAGGGCGGUGCCGCUAGUGGGUCCUCCUUACCUGAGACGAGGCGCACAGGUGUGUGGACGCAGUGUGGGCAGGACCUGCAUCUUCCUGCUCAUCACCUUCGGCGUCGCCUCCGUCAUGAUCGGUGUGGUGCUGUUCACUGCUGACCUGCAGAUGGUGACGGGGUUCUGGGCUGUUGGUACAGUGUUGAUGCUCCUGGGAGUUGUGUUGAUAGCGGUGUUCCUGACGUUGUGUUGCUCCGCCAGGCGAACCUUCAACGCCCUCCCCGUCGACCAUCCUGACCGUGCCAAGUGUUACCGCCCCGUCGCUGUGCCUUCUCGUUCCUCCAGCACGUACCAGCUCCUCCCCAUGAGACAGACUCCUACCUACGCCCUCUCAGCUCCUUCAGGACAAACCCUCGGGUAUGCUACGACACCUAGAGGGCAGAGUGUUGGUCAUCCUGUGUCAUCUAAGGGAGAGACCGUUGGUUAUCCUACUUUAAAGGGUCAUACUGUUGGUUAUGCCACAACACCCAGGGGGCGGUCUGUUGUGCAUCCUUCACCAGACGGACCGACUCUUGGUUACUCGACCCUGCCUGGAGGACGACCUAUUGCUUAUUCUUCACCACGCGGAGGACAGACUCUUGGUAUCCCCGAAUCACCUAGAGGACAACCUGCUGGGUAUCUCUUGCCUCACGGGAGACAACAACGAGAUGGUUACUCAGCGCUACCAGGAGACAAACCUCUUGGUUACCACACCCCGCGUGGAGGACGACCUUACGGAUAUCUCUCUUCACCUGGAGGACAAGCCUUUGGGUACUCGACUCUUCCCGGAGGACAAAUAGGAUACCGACCAUCUGCCGGAGACCACCUCAUUGGGUAUCAAGGACCAGCCGAGGCGCAAGUACCCUUUAAUGGACAGGUAUCAACGACUAACAGCUCACCUGUGGGCAGGAGGGUGUCACCAUCUCCCAGAGCCUACACACAGAGUGACGACCCUCCUCCAUACUCCACUGUUGUUGACCCCUUCACACCUUAAACCCAGACCACGAGAGACAUCACCAGUACAAGCAACCAACACUCAUUCUUUUCCACCCGAGACGAACAUACGCCACUGUUUUCCUUACGUAGGCGCUCUUUUAUGAUAUAAACACAGUGAUAUAUUUAUGCUCUUAGUCACAUUUCUUAUGAAAUAUUAAUGUAAUAUAUUUAGAUAUUUUUAUAUGCUAUAUUUGUAAACAAGAUAUAUGACUGUGGUAUUUUUAUAUCUGCCGAAGACUGGUGUUUGUCUGUCUAGAUCUUGCAUUUGAUGUUUUCUAUCAGUAUUAAGUAUUCAGUAAUGUUUUUAUACCAUUAUUAGUGUAUAGUAGAUUUAUUUACUCCUUUUCGUAGGUACUUAACUAUAUUCCUUGUUUUAGUUCUCUCUCUCUCUAUCUC